AAUCAGACUGACUUCCAUGCAAUAUGCCUUCCAAAAAGAAUGACAUGGCGUUGGAAGAGGGGUCCCCACCGAGCUACAAAGGGAAAGAUGAACACGACAAACUCCUCAUGGGCCUUACCGUAUUAAUGGUCAUCAUCUACUGCGGGUCUCUAGUCAUCCCAACCUCUGAACGAUGGGGCUGGUUGCCGACAUCUGUCGGGAACGCCUCUGGCAUUCACCCGACCGAGAUCACCCCCGCCGGCUGGGCCUUCUCCAUCUGGAUCCUCAUCUUUAUGUGGCAGAUGCUCUGGCUCAUCUACGCCCUCGUCAACCUCUGUCGACGGAACGAGCACGGUCCCGUCUACCUCAACCCACCGGUCAUCAGCGUCCAUUUCGUCGUCGGGUACACGGUCAGCCUGCUCGCCAUCAUCGCCUGGUAUUUCGUCUGGACGAAUCUGAUCAUCUGGGGGUCUCUCAUCGUGAUCGCCAUCAUCCCAGUGUCCGUGUGGUCAUGCAUUGCGUUCCUUACUCGCUGUCUCGUCCACAACAGAAAGCAUUUUACAAGCCGUGUCGACCUCUGGAUAUACCGCAUCUUGGUGCUCAACGGCCUCGCCAUCUUCGGUACCUGGACCGCGCUGGCCACGCACAUCAACAUCGCUAUGGUGUUCAUCUACGACUUCGGCCUGAGUAUCGACACGGGUUCCACCAUCGCACUGGUCAUCGUCCUGCUCCUCAUCAUCGUGUACGCCUUCAUCGAUCUCUUCCUGUGGGACCGCUAUCUCCGGUACAACGUCAUGUCCUUCCCCGUGGUCAUCUGGGCGGUGUCGGCCAUCCUCGACAAGAGACAGGAUGAUUUCGAUUUCAGCGUUGAUGCGAAUUUUAUACUUGCCGCCAUUUUGUUGUCAGUGGGUGUUGUCGCGUUUUUGCUAAAGGUAGUCCUCCUUGUCGUGCGUUCUGUACGGGAGAGCCAACGACAAGGCAUAUGAAAACAUUUUUAACAUGAUCGCAACUAUUUCCAGUAAAUCCAUUCUACAUCCCAUAGAAAUCAUGUUCAGAUUACGUAAUAUGUCAUUGCCAUGUCCGCACAUUUCAGUAGGUGACGCGCAAGUCUAUUGACAUUGUAAGUUUAAUUUCUCGAAAGUUGUUGCGAUUGCAAAGAUCGUGUUUAGUUAGGAACUGAAUAAAAUGUUUAAAAUAAGAUAUUAUAAUGCAUUUCAUGUUUCCUGAAAAAUGCGUGUAUACACGAUAUUGUAAGAUAUUCAUCCUUUUCAUUUUGGUGGUAUUAGUUAUCUUUCUAAAAUUUUAUAUGACGCUCUUUUCAAAGAGCUGAAUGACUAUAUUGGAGAAAAUACGAAGAGCGAUGUAUUUAAACUGACAUGGCAUGUAUGAUUUAAACGCCGCGCAUUAUUACAUGCGCUGAAUGAUAUUCGUUGUAAAUAUGCUGAAUACUAAGAGCGCUUAUAAUAAAUUCUCGUCAGAUCAUAUCACAUGACGUGUAACUAAAAUCUGUCUUCCACUGUUUGAUAAAUAGAAGGACAUAUUUAUAAAGUUGAAGAUAUAUUUAUACUCCUUGAAUAUCUACAGUAAAUUAAAAAUCCAGACUACUAACUCGUA
This is a messenger RNA of Strongylocentrotus purpuratus (purple sea urchin), 1593 nucleotides long. RefSeq lists its product as uncharacterized. The transcript is spliced from 3 exons. Lineage: Eukaryota; Metazoa; Echinodermata; Echinoidea; Camarodonta; Strongylocentrotidae. Bases 24 to 965 code for a protein of 313 amino acids. The record is from RefSeq and is a predicted model, not a curated record.